AUUGGUGAUGGCCGAUGGGUAUUCGGGUAUUCCCAUAAUACUGGAUUACUGUCCGGCGACUGCUAUACAAUAAUUGUUAAGAAGCAACACUAAAAGUCUGAACUCAGCUGUUGGCUUAUAAAUCAAGUGUGAGGUGCAUAGAAAAGUAAGUAGAGGGGUUCUCCAGAAUACUCCUGUAGCUAUGAGUAAUGCUCAAAAUUCCAAUGGACAAUCACUGAUUGCGCCAUUUUAUCCAAUGGAAAAGACUACUAUUACAGAUUCUUCGCGACAAGUACCAGUGGUAUUACAGCAACCGUCAACUACUUCAAUUCAAAUACUCGAACCUUUGAAACAUGAUUUCAACAUAAGCGUUCGAUCAAUUUUGAAUAAAAUGACUCCUGAUAAUAUGUCUUCAUUAACUAAGUGUUUUAAGGCGCUACCAAUUGACACUAUUGAGCGUUUAGAGGAAACUAUUGAUUUAGUUUUUGAAAAGGCAAUUGAAGAGAUAUCUUUUGCGCGUCUAUGUUCAAUUUUAUGCUCAUCUAUGCAAUUUGUAGAAGUUAGUACUAAUUAUGGCCAAACAGAAUCUUUUAAAAAGUUAAUAAUAAGUAAAUGUCAAAGCCUGUUUGAACUAGACAAGGCCCAAGAAAUGAAUGCUUAUAAGAAACUCACUGAAAUCAAUUCUUGCAAAGAUCCAGAAAAGAAAAAAGAACUUCAACUUGAGUUUGAAGAAAAUGAAAGAAGAUUACGCAAACGUUCUGUAGGAAAUUGCCGAUUUAUGGGUGAAUUAUUCAAACAAAAAAUUGUUACUUCAGAUAUUGUGUUGUAUUGCAUUGUGAAUUUAGUCACUAAACUUGAUGAAGAAUCAAUUGAGUGUCUAUGCAUUUUAUUAAAGAUAGUUGGAAAAGAAUUAGAACAAGUAUAUUCUUACAAUUUAAAUGAUACUUUUGAUAAACUAACAGCUUUUACAUUCAGCGACAAGAAAUCAAAGAUUUCAUCUAGAAUACAAUUCAUGAUAAAGAAUGUCAUCGAUUUACGUAGGCAAAAAUGGAUAUCUGAAAAACAAGAUUGUCUUCAUGAUAAUAGAUAUAAAAGUCACCUGUCCUUUUUAGAUGAAGAUAAGAAUGGGUGGUAUGUUCAUCAAAAUAACACAAUUGUUCAUCAAAAUAAGUAUAAGCAACGACAUUACAUUAAUAUACCAGGUUUUAAGGAAAACACAUCUGUUACAACCUUGGGCCCACCUAAAUGGUCACUUACCACAGUUAGCAGUAACCCAUAUGCAGUUCUUAAUGAUGAUAAAAAGUCAUCAAAUUCUCCACAGAUUAUGUCAAAUAAGAACACAUCGCGGAAGCCUGUUAUAUCAGAAAGCGAAGAAAGACAAAGAAUGAUGUCUGGUGUAGCGAGUAUGAUGCCUCAAUUUGCUCAAUCCACGCCUUCAAUAAAUUCUUCUAGUUCAUCACAGCUAAAAGAAACUGUUGAAGAACCAGUGUCCGAAUUGGACUCAGAAAUGGCUAAUAAAAUUAGCAUGAAAUGUAAAAACAUCCUUCUUGAAUAUGAGCAAAUGCAAAAUUUAGAUGAUAUAAUUUAUUCAUUAUCGGAAGAUGAAACUUCGGUGAUCCGCACAAGGCAUGAAGAGUUUGUAACAUCAAUGUCACUUAUAACUUUAGAUAGUAGUCCAAUUACCCGAACAACGGUAGCAGGAAAAAUUUUUGCAGAACUUUUAUCUAAGAAAAUUCUUUCUAUGGAUGCCAUAACUCGAGGAAUUGAUGCUGUUCUUAAAGAAUGGAAUGAUUAUUUGAUGGAUUACCCUCAAUUUUUCUCCUAUAUUGCUGCCAUUAUUGCUCCAUUAUUAUUAUCACAGAAUGCUUCCUUUGAUUUUAAUAAUUUAAAAGAUUCUUGUACAUCAAUACGACCUGACAAUUCUAGUAAAUUUUUCACAGAAGUAUUAAAUAAAAUUCUUAGUUCCAAGGAAACGCAGAACAUUAAAGAACAACUAGGUGGUAUAUUGUGGAUUUACAACAAGUGGAGGACGUCAGAAUAUGUUCCUCUUGACGUAUUUAUGGCUAAUAACCAAAUAAAUAAAUAUUUCAAAAAUGAUCGAAUUGGAGUAUUCCUUUUAUCUAUUGCCAUGUAUGAUAAAAUGAAGAUGACUCAUAGUAAACCUCUGUACGAUGUAUUGCACAGUUGGAUAAGUACUAAUAUCAAUGCUGAAAUAAUUAAAUGCCCUCAGUUUGUGCGAGCAUUAACUAUAGCCAUUGUCAUUGUAUGCUCUAAACCGAAUCAUUCAUAUGAAGAUUUCUUUGAUCAUGUUCAUGUGAAAUUGUUGACCUGUUAUAUUCGGUCUGAACCGCUUCCGGAACCUGAAAUCCAGGCAAGGGAAGUACAAUGUCUAUAUGGCAUUCAAAUUAUGUCUGCUGCGCUUGAACAUCCUGGAGGAAUGGUAUUAAGACUGUUCCAUAAGCUCUAUCAGGAUAGUGUUAUAAGUAAAGAAUCGUUUGAAUUAUGGAAAAAAGAAGAUGAAUUCAAAGCUGGAUUCGAUGAAGACCUAGAAACAAAAACUAUGGCUGUUGUAGUUUUAAAUUCAUUCUUCCUUUCACUUGCAGCAAAUGAUUCUGAUGAAGAAGAAACAGCUGAUUAGUGUACUAACAUUAACUUAUAGUGUAUCUUAUAUACAUCGAUCAACAAACAAAUUCUUCCAUUUUUUUUUUAAUAUUACUGUAGAAUGUUUUGAUGAAUAAGAAAAAAAUCCUAACUACUACAUUUUUCAUUUAUUUCCGUUGAAAUUCAAUAAAUUAUUUGUUAAUUUGCAAA
Messenger RNA from Acyrthosiphon pisum (pea aphid), 2790 nucleotides. RefSeq names its product eukaryotic translation initiation factor 4 gamma, 3-like. Gene Ontology annotation, molecular function: protein binding; mRNA binding; translation initiation factor activity. The record is from RefSeq and is a predicted model, not a curated record. Gene Ontology annotation, cellular component: eukaryotic translation initiation factor 4F complex. Lineage: Eukaryota; Metazoa; Arthropoda; Insecta; Hemiptera; Aphididae. Bases 182 to 2617 code for a protein of 811 amino acids. The transcript has 19 exons.